AUGGGAAAGGCUGCUAAAGCCAAGGAGAAGGUGAAGAAUGAAAAGAAGGUGGCGAAGCUGCCAAAAGCAGCGAAGCAACCGACCGCAAGCCAGGACAUAGAUGAGGCCGAGAAAGCGAGACUCGCCGACGAAGCGAUUGCAGCCAUACAGCAGGGUGUGCGUAUAGCCGGAAGCCAAAAAGCUGGCGCACCGUUUGUGCCUGAGAACUGGUCGGACAAAUACAAGCCUGCGCUGGGCUCGUACAAGCAGUUUUUAAAAGAUCAUCCGGACAAGUUUGUGUUGAUUGCUGACAAGGAUGGCAGCUUCGUGAUCAGGCUUCCAGAUCAGGUUGAUCCCCCAAGCAUCCCAGACAAGAAGGUGUGGGAAAAGCAUCUGGUGAAAGCGUGGAUGGCAUACUGCAAGGUUGUCCCCAGACCUCAGCGCGACUUCAAAGGGGGAUUCCUGGCCAUGUUGCCAAAACACGCUCUGCGCCUGCGUGGUGCGAAGCAGCCUUCGUCGCCAAAGAGCGCGCCUUCGCAGUCACCACGACUCUCCCCAAAGCCAUCACCAAAGCUAUCUCCGAAGCUGUCGCCAAAAUUUUCGCCGAGCCUGCCGCCCAAGUCAGCUUCAAAACUUGGAGUAAAAGGUAAGCGAAAAGCUGGCUCCAAAGAUGCAGAAGUUGGGAAGAAAGCCAAGGCCAAAUGUCACACAUCCAUCUUCCACGGCAUGCAAGAUGCGUUUGAAUGGAUUGGCUACGGCUCGCGUGGUGCCGGAAGCACAAUCCCUCCAGACACUGCCAUCACCUUCGAACUAGAAUUGCUGGAGGUAAGCCCUCCCGCAGAAGGAUUGGCAUGGUUGUGGGAGCAAGCUUCUUCCAAUCCAAUGCCGAUCGCAUUGGUUUGCCUCUUCGGCUUCCAGCUUCUGCAGGGCUACUUUCAGAAGGGUGGCCCUUCUGACCUCAAGGAACUUUCCCUUUCUGAUGCCUCUUCGGAGGAGAACCCGAAGGUGUUUCUCAGCGUUCAGAUCGGCGAAAACGAGCCAGCCCGGGUGGAAAUGGAGCUUUUUGCUAAGAGCUACCCAAAGACUGCAGAGAACUUUCGGGCUCUAUGCACCGGCGAGAAGGGCAAGGGCAAGUCUGGCAAGGCUCUGACAUUCAAAGGCAGCUUCUUUCACAGGAUUAUCCCAGGCUUCAUGUGCCAAGGAGGUGACUUCACCAAUGGGAAUGGCACCGGCGGCGAGUCAAUCUACGGCGAGAAGUUUGAGGACGAGUGGACAAAUGGCUACGUCACGCACAGCAAGGCUGGGCUGCUUUCCAUGGCGAAUGCAGGGAAGGACACCAACGGCUCCCAAUUCUUUAUCACCCUUGCAGCAUGCACUCACCUGGAUGGCAAGCACGUGAUCUUUGGCCAAGUAGUCGAAGGUAUGGUCUUGUCCUCAUCACAAAAUUGUGCUUUUGGUCGCUGA
This is a messenger RNA of Symbiodinium pilosum, 1443 nucleotides long. Lineage: Eukaryota; Dinophyceae; Suessiales; Symbiodiniaceae. The record is from the annotation of a GenBank genome assembly.